GCAUCUUAUGAAUUCCUAAUGAAUUUACAGGUUCUUCCUCUGCUUGGUUAGACUUGGAAAGGAGAAAUCAAUUAAAAAACAGAUUAUCAUUUUUUCUUUUCCUGUGUCAAGCAUAAUGGCUGAAAUCGCCCUCACAUUCCUCAGCCCUGUCAUUGAGGUGGCAAUUUCCAAAAUGUUUUCGUUUGGUAAGGAACGAAUUGGGAACGCACUGGGUUUAGAGAAGGAGCUUGAUAGGCUUGUGGAUUCUCUCACUCUCAUUCAAUCUGUCGUCCAACACGCAGAGGAAAGACAAGAAAGUGAUCCUGCUGUAAGGCGUUGGUUACAGAAGCUCAAUGAUGUAGCUUAUGAGGCCGUGGAUGCUCUGGAUGAGUGUGAGUACAAGGUUCUUGAGGACGAAGUUAAGAGGGUGUGGCACUGGAAUCCUGCAUUUAUCUUCUCUUCUCAAAAGUUUCGUGUUCAUAUGACUGACAAAAUCAAGAAGAUUACUGAGGAGUUGUGCCAUUUGAAAGACUCGGCUGCCACGGUCAAUCUGGUGGUCACAUACAGAGGCCAAACUUGUUCAAUGCAGUAUCCAAAGACAGACUCCUUUCUUAAUUCCGUAGUAUUUGGAAGGGAAGACGAUGUCUCAAUAAUAGUCCGCUUGUUGCGCGACUUGAGCAGUAAACAUCUCAUCUCUGGCAUUUCCAUAGUAGGUAUGGCUGGGGUUGGAAAGACAACAGUAGCAAGAUCAGUAUACAACGAAGCAAAGGUGAAAAAGCUCUAUGAUCUAGUGGCUUGGGUCUGUGUAUCUGAGGACUUCACUGAUCAAACAAUUUUGGGAGAAAUGUUGCGGCAUUUUGAUCGUACAGCCGCUCAAACGAAUAGUGUCAAUGCAUUGCUUGAAGAUCUUUCUAAAGAAUUAGAGAAGAAAACUUUUCUUCUCAUUCUUGAUGAUGUAUGGAAUGAUGAUCGUAAAAAGUGGGAUUCUUUCAGCUCUUGUUUGUCAAAAAUUCUCAAAACAAAUGGGAGUUCUAUUGUUGCAACAACACGUAGUGGAAAGGUAGCAUCUGUGAUGGAGUCAAUUCCUAUGCAAAGCUAUAAAAUGCAGGGGCUAUCAGAUAAUGAAUGUUGGUUGAUAAUCAAGGAGAAGUUUCUCAGAUCAUCCACAGGAGCUACUUCGAUGCCUGCAGAUUUGGAACCUAUUGGACAGGACAUUGCAAAAAGAUGUGGGGGUUCACCAUUAAUUGCAAGUGUUAUCGGAGGGACAUUAAGUCGUCAAGCCAAUGCAGAUACGUGGGAGGCUAUCAAAAAUGAUGAAGCUUGGCAAUUUAAUUCAGGGGCAGGAGAUGAGAUUUUGCCUAUAUUGAAAAUAAGUUUUGAUCGCUUACCUUCUCCUUUGAAAAAAUGCUUUUCUUACUGUGCAAUUUUUCCAAAAGACUUUGUCAUUGAAAAAAACGACUUAGUUCAACUCUGGAUGGCUGUUGGAUUUCUUGAACAAUCUAAGGAAAGGGACAAGACAAUGGAGGCUAUUGGUAAUGAUUAUUUUAAUCACUUGUUAGCCAAUUCCUUAUUUCAAGAUGUGGAAAUGGAUGAAUAUGCGAAUAUCAAAUCUUGCAAGAUGCAUGAUGCGGUGCAUGAUCUAGCACUGUUUGUCUCAAAAGGUGAAGUUUUGAUUUGGGAGGAGUCUGGUUGCAAUAUUGUCGAGAAUUCUAAAGUUCGACACUUGAGAAUUAAGUCUGAGGGGAAAACGUGUCCAACCAUUCCAGCAGACGUUCAAAAAGGGUUGCAUUCUUUGUUCUCAAGUGUUCAUGCUUUCACAAGGAUGGCAUCUGAUUUGGAAAGCUUGCGAUCUUUAAAAUUAGGAGGAGAUUCCAUGAGAGUUUUACCAAAUUCUUUCGGUAAAUUGAAGCAUUUGAGAUACCUUGACAUAUCAAAAAGUGCAAUUCAAAGACUACCAAAAUCUGUCACCAAGUUCUACAAUUUACUGACUUUAAGAUUCAUGGACUGCAUUUCAUUGGAAAAGCUCCCAAGUGGUACUAAAAAUCUAGUCAGCUUGAGGCAUAUUUAUUCUGAUGAUGAAAGGCAUAUGCCAAGUGGCAUUGGGAAAUUAACUUCUCUUCAGACUUUACCACCAUUUGUUGUGGGCACAGAAAAGGGUCGGAGAAUAGAAGAGCUUAAAUCUUUGAACCAACUCAGAGGAAAACUGAAAAUUUACAAGCUUGACCUAGUAUCUCAAUCAGAAGCUAGAGAAGCAAGACUUAAAGAUAAAAGAGAAUUGAUCAAGUUGAAAUUUGUAUGGAGUAAAAACAGAGCCAACAACAGUGACAAAGAUAUGGUUGUUCUGGAAGGUCUUGAACCUCCCUCAACAUUGAAAUGCUUAACCAUUGAGAAUUAUAGGGGAGGCAUCUGCCCUUCAUGGAUGAUGAAUUUGGAACAGCUUGUGAAGUUGACAUUGAUUGAUUGUGAUGGAGUUGGUGAUAUUUCAUGCCUUGAACUCUUACCUGAGCUUAAGGUUCUCAAUAUAAAGGCAAUGCCAAAUGUGAGGAGGAUAGGCAGAAUGUCUUAUCGUCAAAGUAGCAGCAUGGCAAUCGACAGCCGAGGUGAAGCAGAAUCAAUCCUACCAUUUCCAGCUUUGAGAAAACUUACUUUACACCACAUGAAAAAGCUGGAGAAAUGGACGGAAGCACAAGGCAUGCUCAAAACAUGGUGGGCAAGCAGCGGCCAAGGUGAAGCAGAAUCAAUCCUACCAUUUCCAGCUUUGAGAAAACUUGCUUUACGCAACAUGACAAAGCUGGAGAAAUGGACACAAGCACAAGGCAUGGUCGUGUUUCCUUGCCUUGAGGAGUUGCAUAUUCGAGAUUGCCCCGAGCUCAAAACAUGGUGGGAAGAUGGAUUUGCAUGUCCAAAUCUCUCUGUACUUGGCAUACAGUCAUGUCUGAAAUUGCGGGCUAUCCCAAUUGGGCUGUCGAACUUAACAUUUCUUGACAUAAACAAUUGUCCCAAAUUAAUGGGGUAUGCUCAAGAAGGCAGCCACAAAUGGUUAUCUAUUUGCCACGCUCAUAGGAUCAGAAUCAAUGGGCAGAUUGUGCUAUCCCGAAGAUCUUGAUUUUUCAAAGUGCCCUUUUUGAGACAACGGUGGAUAAGGAAGAUACAGAUUGAGGAUUGAAGAAAGGAGUAUAUGCAUACGAACUUAAUUUUACAGAGACAAAGAAGAAAAGAAGUCUCUUCCUAUCAACUUCUGCUUCUCAUUGGCCUUGGGAACUGUCAAAAUAUUCAAAUUUGAUGGAAUGGAAGGUUUGCUAGAAUUGGUUGAGAGACCUCAUUUUCUCCAGGGGCUGAGUGAUGUCUCGCCUCAAAAUUAAUACUCUUUGGCUAAGCGGUUGUUGUAGCGUAGCUUUAGAUGUAUCUAAAGGGAAUCUAUAUUAAAUCAACAAAAAGAGUUGUC
Molecule: messenger RNA, 3424 nt
Organism: Rubroshorea leprosula
Lineage: Eukaryota; Viridiplantae; Streptophyta; Magnoliopsida; Malvales; Dipterocarpaceae
Source: the annotation of a GenBank genome assembly